AUGCCGUUUAUUGCUUUUCAUACAUUUACAGAUUGCAUCAGUGCCCUUUCUCGGGGUGACUGCAUUCUAUGGAUCUUCAGGAACAUCAUGAUCUCAUAUUUGGAGAGGAGUUCUGCUUUCCUACCACCACGACUUAUUAUCCACCUCUUUAUGCCCCAACUGGGACACGAGGUGCAAGGCACAUCAUCCAUGUAUUAUGUUGUCCCUAACUAUGGGAUCGGACAUUCUCCCCAUGGACCUCACCCUUUGCACCCUUGUGCCAUAGGCGAUGGUAGGUUUGUCAGAACCCAAGAGUACCACGCUGAAACUGUGGAGCACACAUACCAUCAACCAGUUCCUACACCCCACUGUUCCGCCCGUCCAUCUGCAGCAGACAGAACCCCAGCUAACACUGCUCAAUAUCUUGGUUACACCAAUGGCUUGUUUGUUCCCGGUGGACUUCAGCUAACUGUAUCUGUUACCUCAGAAAGGGGUGUCGCAUGGAAUCAAUCUCUACAACAAGCUACUAUUGCUUCAAUGGAAUUUCAAAGCCAUACUUCUCUACCAGAAAGGGGUGUCACAUGGAAUCAAUCUCUACAACAAGCUACUAUUUCUUCAAUGGAAUUUCAAAGCCAUACUUCGCUACCAAAGGAACAACCACAUAGGCCAGCUCCAUGGAAGCGGCAAUUAUCAGGUGGGGCCAGGGCGCCAGCUAGACUCCCUCGUGCUCGACGGGCACCACAUCAGUCUCCAAAAGCGGCUGCUCCUUCUGUCCGGUCUUCACUGCAGACAAGUCUGUCAUACAAUAAUGAAGUUUCAAAUGUUGGAUCUGACCUUUGUGAGAUGCAGUCAACUGAGAGAUCCCAACCAUAUGCAAGAACCAGUAGCUAUGCUAAUCGAAGGUACAGUUCCAUGAGUCAGCAGAACACAAGUAAAGCAAAAAUGCCAAUAGGUUCAACGCCCCCAGAAAUAGUUGUAAAAUCAUAUACAUCAAGGCUCCUUAUCGGCAACCCAGAGGGUAAAAUAGUCAUUAGGUCUGAUCAAUAUAACAGACAUGAUUUCCAGGUGGUGUAUCCAAAUGCAAAAUUCUUUGUGAUAAAGUCCUAUGAUGAGGCAGACAUUCACAAAUCUAUCAAGUAUGGUGUGUGGUCAACUUCCUCUACUGGAAGCCAGAAGUUGGAUAUUGCGUUCAGAGAGGCUCAAGCAAUAGCUGCAAGUAGUUCUACCUUGUGCCCAGUUUUCCUGUUCUUUUCGGUCAAUGCAAGUUACAAUUUCUGUGGUGUUGCUGAGAUGGUUGGCCCUGUCGACUACCAAAAUGACAUGGACUUUUGGUGCAUGGAUAGAUGGAUUGGCAGCUUUCCUGUUAAGUGGCAUAUCAUAAAAAACGUACAUAACUCCACUUUCCGAAGUAUCUUACUGCAGAAUAAUGAAGAUAAGCCUGUGACCUCUAGCAGAGAUACACAAGAGAUACACUACACUCCUGGAACAACUAUGCUCGAACUCUUCAAAUAUACCAGAGCAGACGGAUGUGUGCUUGAUAGCUUCAUGGUGCAUGAGGAGAAGGAAGCAAGGAGACUCCAGAAGUUUAAGCUGCGCAGGGGUGCUCCACAUUUUAUACCUGCAUGGCAUGGCCCUCGUCCCUCCAGACAUGUGCUGCCAAAAUCUGACAGUGUAGUGAUGGACAUAAUUACCAGUGAGUGUGAGACAAAUAAUCUUACUGACAAGCUACAGAAUCUCAACCUGGAGAAGAACCAGGCUUCAUGGCAAGAAUUUGGGAACCUGACUAGCGUAGCUUCAAACACAAACAGACAGAAAGAAUGGUAUUGCUACGGAACCCAGGCUCAUGGAAAGACAAACAAGGAUACUGUGAAGGCUAUACCAUCUCCAACUCGAGCAUACCAUCCCAUGACUCCUCCAAACCAGAAAUCUGCUUUGGAUGGAGAACAACGACGCUGGAAGAAGGUUGAGAUUGCCCCAACUGAAAACCCACAACCAGAAACUGUUGCCAGCGCCUCGUCAAAAGCACCACCUGAGGAGCAUCAACAAGGAGGUAAAAGUACGUUGGCGCACAGUGCAUCAGGAACUCCUGAGAUGACUUGUGAAGAACAGAAGAUUUUUGGGAAAGCCUGUCCACCUGUGGCCGUUUCGACAAGUAAAGCCUGCUCAGAACCCCUGCCUGGUGUGCUUGCUAUUGGCUCAAUGCUGGUCCCGAUUACGACGUCCAAUUAG
This is a messenger RNA of Miscanthus lutarioriparius, 2208 nucleotides long. The record is from the annotation of a GenBank genome assembly. NCBI's taxonomy places the organism in Eukaryota, Viridiplantae, Streptophyta, Magnoliopsida, Poales, Poaceae.